Molecule: messenger RNA, 2244 nt
Organism: Brachypodium distachyon (stiff brome)
Lineage: Eukaryota; Viridiplantae; Streptophyta; Magnoliopsida; Poales; Poaceae
Exons: 3
Coding region: 1-2244 (747 amino acids)
Source: RefSeq, a predicted model, not a curated record
AUGCGUUGGCACAAGGAAGGAUUGGUGUGCGAUGGGAAAUUGAGGCACCCGGCCGACUCUCUGCCAUGGAAGCACGUCGAUGACAAAUUUAAGGAAUUUGCAUUGGAUCCACGUAAUGUUAGGCUGGGACUUGCAUCAAAUGGCUUCAAUCCAUUCGGGAUGCUGAAUGUGACUUACACUACGCGGCCUGUGAAAUUAAUUCCUUAUAACCUUCCACCUUGGUUGUGCUUGAAACAAUCGUACUGGAUGAUGUCGACGCUGGUACCAGGGCCUAAAUCUCCAGGAAUGAACAUUGAUGUGUAUUUGCAGCCUCCGAUCGAUGAGCUUAAAGAGCUGUGGGUUAAAGGAGUGGAAACAUGGGAUGCCAAGGUGAAGAAGAAUUUUACUCUACGAGCAAGGCUACUUUGGACAAUAAAUGAUUUUCAUGCAUAUGCGAUGUUAUCUGGUUGGAGCACAAAAGGCAAGUUUGUUUGUCCUUAUUGUCACAGUGAAACUGAUCAUUUGUGGUUAAACUACGGUUCGAAGCACUACUACAUGGGUCAUCGCCGUUUUUUGCCUUCGGGCCACAGGUGGCGAAGGAACAAGGCCAGCUUCAACAACAAGACUGAAACCAGGGAGUCGCCAGUGCCUCUCAGUGGUGAUGAGGUAUUGGUGCAGUACGAAAGUUUUGAGCAAGUCACUUUCGGAAAGGAAUCAAAGAAGAGGAAGCAGCGUGAUGAAGUCAAUAGAUGGCACAACUGGAGGAAGAAGAGUAUUUUUUUUGAACUUCCUUACUGGAAAACAUUGCUUAUACGCCAUAAUUUGGAUGUGAUGCAUGCUAAGAAGAAUGUGUGUGAGAGCUUGCUGGGGACUUUGCUUGGUUUAGAAGGUAAAUCUAAGGAUGGUGAGAAGGCUCGACUUGAUCUGGAACAUAUGGGUAUUAGGAAGGAUCUGCAUCUAGAGAUCGACAAGGGUAAAUACAAAUUGCCACCAUCGUUGUACAACUUAGAGAAAGAAGAUAAGCAAAUCUUGUGCAAAUUUCUACAGCAGGUGAAGAUGCUAGAUGGUUAUGCCUCAAAUAUCAGGAGAUGUGUUGACGUCACUAGUUGCAAGAUUACAGGAGUUAACAGUCAUGACUACCAUGUUAUGUUACAAAAACUAUUACCCUUGGUGUUACGCCAUUUAUUGCCUCCAGCUACAGUGAUCCCAUUGGUACAACUCAUCAAGUUCUUUAACGUAAUUUGCUCGAAGGAGCUGGAGGUUACUCAACUAGAAGAACUUAACAAAUCUAUUGGAGAAACGCUUUGUCGCCUUGAGAUGAUAUUCCCCCUAGCAUUUUUUGAUAUUAUGAUGCAUUUACCAGUUCACCUUGCUGGAGAGGCUAGACUUGGAGGCCCUGUUUGCUAUAGAUGGAUGUAUCCAGUUGAGAGAUACCUACGUACCCUGAAAGGCUAUGUGAGGAACAAAGCAGCCCCAGAAGGUUCAAUAGCUGAGGGAUACAUAUCAGAGGAGUGCCUUACGUUCUGCUCUCGGUUCUUUGACGAUGUUUCUACAGAGGAGAAUAGGCCAGAUCGUCAAAUAAGGAGCGCUGUUAGUGAACCACCUUGUGGCCUAACUGUAUUUGGAAGCAUUGACUACAAUCGUGCGCACGAUCUCGAUACUGUAAGUCAUUCUGUUUUGCAAAGGAUGAGGCAGUACAUAUUAUCCAACCGUGAAAAAGUCACUCCAUGGAUAAUGCAGCAUAUGGAUGCAUUGAAGAAAACCAGCACGAAAAACGUUGAACAAAGGCACAAGGAACAAUUUGUGUCAUGGUUUGAGCGUGAGGAAAAAGGAGAAUUGGCAGACAAAGAACUAUACUCUCUAGCUCGUGGUCCGGAUCAUCGAGUUCGUCUGUCCAAUAGGUGCCUCAUCAAUGGUUUUCUCUUCCGGACCGCUUCUAUAGAGAAGAGACCAACCACUCAGAACAGUGGUAUUGUCGUCAGGGGCGAUGCAGGCAUGGAGUGGUACGGAGUGAUUGACAAAAUCAUUACCCUGGAUUUUCCAGAUGAGAAGGAAAUCAUAGUGUUCGAGUGCUCCUGGUUUGAUGUUCCAAAAGAAAAUAAAGACAAAUCAAAAGGAUACAAAAGAGAUGAAUAUGGGAUUAUCGAUGUUGAUACCACUGUGCAUCGAUUUUCAGAGGAGCCAUACAUCCUGGCGACACAAGCAGAGCAUGUGUGUUUUGUCAAAGGCGCAAAGAAACUAAGUGGUGCAGCGUCCUUAAACUGA